Drosophila ananassae is the source of this 1039-nucleotide messenger RNA. Its product is annotated as antigen 5 like allergen Cul n 1. The coding region runs from base 116 to 850 and encodes 244 amino acids. The transcript has 2 exons. The record is from RefSeq and is a predicted model, not a curated record. Lineage: Eukaryota; Metazoa; Arthropoda; Insecta; Diptera; Drosophilidae.
GAAUUAAUUGUCACUUUUCUUGGGUCCAUCUAUUACAACAUAUGUAUGCUCAAAUAUAGGAAAACAUAAAUAGGAAAAGUACAUUUUACUGAGAACCUUUAGAAGUAAACCAGAAAUGCAGGGGCUUAGGCUUAUUCUCGUUCUUUUUGUGUUAGAUUUUAGUCAGGCCAUUGAUUUUUGUAAGAUUGCCUCGUGCCAGGGUACAGAACACAUAGGAUGCAACAACACCAUGGUUUUCGACAAGAGGUGCUUGCGCUUCAACAGCCUGGUGAAUAUCGGAAAGUUUCGCCGCUAUUUGCUGGCCAUGCACAACAAAUACCGCGAGGAUGUGGCCAGUGGAGCGCUCGAGUAUAUGCCGGAGGCCAGAAAUAUGCCAGAGCUGAUGUGGGAGCCCUAUUUGGCUAUCCUGGCCGAGUAUCACUUGAAAACCUGUCUGGCGGACCUCCCCGGACAGCCGUGUGUGGCCACCGACGACUUUCCGGAUCCGAAAUCAAACUUUGCGGAGGACAUCUACCCCAGACCCCUCGUCGCCGAGUCGAAUGUCCGCCAGAUGACCAUUCUCACGGAGGAGUGGAUGGACGAGGUGUACGACUUGCGGGACACCAGCUACGAAUCGGCGGGCUAUGCCAUCAGGAACAUUAUCAACGACAAGGCCGCCUACAUGGGCUGUGCCGCUGGCAAGGACUACGACUUGUGGAACAUCCACUUUGUGCUCGUCUGCUACUACAGCGCCGGAGCUCCGGAAGGAAGUAGUCUGUACGAUGUCGGGAAGUUCAAUGCCAGCUUCUGUCCCCAUGGACACAGUGGUGCUUACCCAAGUCUCUGCAAAACCCUGCCCCUGAAUGACUAAGUGGCAGCAUCUCCGGAAAAAAUAAAUAUUGCAAAGGCUAUGGGUAUAAUUAAAUGUGGGAAACACUUUGCCAAUCUGAGAGGAGUGAACAGUGGUGCGUUUCAGUUCUUUUCCAACAAAUUUCAUUUGUGAUUUUGUUAGAAACUGUAGCUUAUAAUGUAAAUUUAGAAAUAAAUAUUAGUAAUUGUA